Messenger RNA from Suillus discolor, 1018 nucleotides. RefSeq names its product Delta2-dienoyl-CoA-isomerase. The coding region runs from base 39 to 890 and encodes 283 amino acids. Gene Ontology annotation, molecular function: delta(3,5)-delta(2,4)-dienoyl-CoA isomerase activity. Gene Ontology annotation, cellular component: mitochondrion. The record is from RefSeq and is a predicted model, not a curated record. The transcript is spliced from 7 exons. NCBI's taxonomy places the organism in Eukaryota, Fungi, Basidiomycota, Agaricomycetes, Boletales, Suillaceae.
CAUGCCAAGAGUCUAGACCUUCAAGCUUCAAGUUCAACAUGUCCAGUCUCGAGAGCAAGUACAUCAAAAUCUCCAAUCCUGCUCCACAUGUGUUGUUGUUAGAGUUGAACAGACAGCCAGUCAACGCAUUCAACACAGAGUUCUGGAAAGAGUACGGACGUACAUUCGACGCACUUUCGACGCAUCCAGAUGACAUCCGCGCCGUCGUCCUCUCCUCCGCAUUCCCCAAAGUAUUCUCCGCAGGGAUCGACUUCCAAGGACUCAUAAACCUCGGUUCCAACAACACCACAGACCCCGCACGCCGCGCCCUCCUCAUCCGCGCCGACAUCCUCGACAUCCAACACGCAGUAUCAGCGCCCGAGCGGUGCCCCAUCCCCGUGAUAGCAGCAACCCACGGGCUCGUGAUCGGUCUGGGUAUAGACCUCAUCUCCGCAUGCGACGUCCGAUACACAGCAUCAGACGCCAAGUUCUCCAUCAAGGAAGUCGAUGUGGGGCUCGCGGCUGAUGCUGGGACGUUGGCUUAUUUGCAGAAGAUUACGGGGAAUAAGUCGUUGGUUUGUGAGCUUGCGUAUACGGCGAGGAUGUUCUCGAGCGAGGAGGCGGAGAAACUUGGUCUUGUUUCUAGGGUCAUUCAGGGUGGGAGGGAUGCGGUUGUGGCUGCGGCAUUGCAAUUGGCUAGAGAUAUCGCUUCGAAGAGUCCUGUUGCGGUGAGUGGGACAAAGCGUUUACUUCUGCACGCCAGGGAUCAUAGCGUUGCUGAUAAUCUGGAGUACACGGCAACUUGGAAUUCAGCUGCGCUUCAGGCUAUGGACUUGCAGCAGUCAGUUAAAGCGGGAAUGGCGAAAUCAAAGGAAUCCCCGAAGUUCUUGCCAUUAAAGCCCAAGCUCUAAUUAACGUUAUUUGAGUACGCUACCCUGAGCCUUCCCUGAUCUCUUCCGCUAAUGAGAAUUUGAAAUUUACAUUGAGCAUGAUAGUAAAUACAAUGGGAUUUUCAAGAUACUACACGUGCAUAGGCUAA